Messenger RNA from Camelina sativa (false flax), 1780 nucleotides. NCBI's taxonomy places the organism in Eukaryota, Viridiplantae, Streptophyta, Magnoliopsida, Brassicales, Brassicaceae. The record is from RefSeq and is a predicted model, not a curated record.
CUUCAUCUUAAGGUUAAAAUGGGAGACAAUCAUACCAACGACGACAAGAACAUUGUGAUGUGGAAGAUGAAGAAGCUGGUCAAAUCCCUUGAAGCUGCUAAGGGAAACGGAACUAGCAUGAUCUCACUCAUCAUACCUCCGCGUGGUCAGGUCUCUCGCGUUAGCAAGAUGUUGAGUGAUGAGUACGGAACCGCAUCAAACAUCAAGAGCAGAGUCAAUCGCCAAUCUGUUUUGAGCGCCAUAACUUCUGCACAACAAAGGCUGAAGCUUCACAACAAGGUCCCUCCCAAUGGCCUCGUGCUCUAUACCGGAACCAUUGUCAACGAGGAAGGCAAGGAGAAGAAGGUUUCUUAUGACUUUGAGCCAUUCAAACCUAUCAACAAUACUCUCUACCUCUGUGACAACAAGUUUCACACUGAAGCUCUUAGUGAGUUGCUGGAAUGUGAUGAGAAGUAUGGUUUCAUUGUAAUGGAUGGAAACGGCACUCUCUUUGGAACUCUUAGCGGUAACACACGUGAGGUUCUUUACAAGUUCUCUGUUGAACUUCCGAAUAAACACGGAAGAGGAGGACAGUCUGCUCUUCGUUUUGAUCGUCUUCGUACUGAGAAGCGUCGCAAUUACUUGAGGAAAACUGCUGAGCUCGCCACAAGGCUAUACAUCUGUCCUUCGACAAGUCAGCCUAAUGUGUCCGGGAUGAUAAUUUCCGGUUUAGGGGAUCUCAAGACUGAAUUGAGUCACUCAGAUAUGCUUGACCCCCGGCUUACGGCAAAGAUAUUGAAUGUGGUGGGUGUAUCACAUGGAAGAGAACGUGGUUUCAAUGAGGCUAUUGAGCUGUCAUCAGAAGUCUUGGCGAAUGUGAAGUUCAUUCAAGAGAAGCGUUUGAUAGGGAAGUUCUUUAAGGAGGUAGACCAGGACACGGGGAAGUAUGUGGUUGGCUUGGAUGAUACGUUGAACGCUUUGGAUUCGGGUGCUGUCGAGACACUUAUUGUAUGGGAGAGUCUUGAUAUCAACAGAUAUGUGAUGAGGAACAGUGAAACCGGUGAAAAUGUGAUAAGAUUCUUGAACAAGGAACAAGAAGGCAAGACAGAGAAUUUCAAAGUAGGCAACACCAAACUGGACGUGGAUGAGAAGAUGUCGUUACUGGAAUGGUUGGCUAAUGAAUACACGAGUUUUGGUUGUGCGUUAGAGUUUGUGACAAACCAAUCAGAGGAAGGGUCUAAGUUUUGUAAAGGGUAUGGAGGGAUUGGAGCGAUACUUCGUUACCAGCUUGACCUGAGUGCCUUUGAUCCUGAGGAUGGAGAGGUUAUUGAUCACAAUGAUGAUGUUUAUGAUUAGCCAUUAAUCAAAUCCUCACCCUUUCCGGUUCAGGAUGAUGAGCCACUUCCAACACCACCAGCUCCAAGCCUGAACCAGCCUGCGCGGGCUCUCGGGGUUACCACGCAGAAGAUAGUUCGAAAGUCAUCAAAGAAGCAUCUAUUUACAAAGGUGAAGAAUGAAGAAAGAGGUGGAAACUAAACUGGUCUCGGCUACAACUCACCUUUGGUAGCUAGCGCUUUGUCGUUCUACAACAUCUAUGGAGUUUUUUUUAUCUAUCCUUUUUGGGUUUUUUCUUUAAUUUCUAAAAAAUGUUACUUUUGAGUCAGCAGAAUCAGAGAAGAAACCCGAUCGUAAUUUGGGUUUGUAUUUCUCUCCAUUGCAUAUGGAUAUUGUUUUGUGUUGGUUGGUGUUUAAGUCGAACGACCAAUAGCUUUUCCCUUUGCGUCGUUGUUUUGUUUUGUUU